Messenger RNA from Galendromus occidentalis (western predatory mite), 1297 nucleotides. Its product is annotated as inactive hydroxysteroid dehydrogenase-like protein 1. Lineage: Eukaryota; Metazoa; Arthropoda; Arachnida; Mesostigmata; Phytoseiidae. The transcript has 8 exons. Gene Ontology annotation, molecular function: oxidoreductase activity. Bases 114 to 1115 code for a protein of 333 amino acids. The record is from RefSeq and is a predicted model, not a curated record.
GAUGUGCCUCGGGACGGAGCCUUGUGAGCAUCAGAAACAGCCUCAGAGCACGCUCAGUACUCCGAUAUCCGAGUCAGGUUCCAGAGACUGUCGCAAUCGAAAACUUCUACACGAUGUCGGGCGGAAAUCAAGACACGAUGAAACUCGUCAUGGAACUCCUGAGGGACAUGAGAAAGGGGAUCAAAUCUAACUCGCAGAGGUACCUCGCGUUCCUCGGCCUCCUCUACUGCGGGAAAAUUGCGGGCGGCCUUUCUGUCCGUCUAUGUGAAGCCUUCAGGGUGCAUUUCUUGGCUCGCUUCUGGAAGACCGAUUUGAAGAUAUACGGGAGAUGGGCUCUAGUGACUGGCUGCUCCGACGGGAUCGGUAGGGAAUACGCGCGGGCAUUGGCUUCCCGAGGAAUCAAUAUUGUCCUUGUCGCUAGGAGUCAGGAGAAGUUGGAAACUCUGAAGCUAGAACUCGAAUAUACCCACAAUGUCCUAACGAGGGUAGUGGUGGCCGAUCUAGCCAGAGGUGCCGAGGUCUUCAGCGAGAUCCGGUCCCAGAUCGAAGACCUCGAAAUCGGAAUUCUGGUGAACAACGCUGGUGUCAUGUAUGACCAACCGUCGCGGUUCUGCGACGUGCCAUUGAAGAAGCUCGAGGAGCACAUCACGGUCAACAUGCAAGCGGUUAUGAUGCUGACUUUCAUGGUCUUGCCACAGAUGCUGCGAAGGAAAAAAGGUCUGAUCGUCAACAUGUCGUCGCUUUCAGCUUUCUAUCCGCUGCCAUACAUGUCUGUGUACUCUGCAUCCAAGGGUUUCGUCGAUUUGUUCUCGCAAGCUCUAGCUGUCGAGUAUGGAUCACAAGGCAUCGAGGUGCAAACGUUGACUCCAUCCUACGUCUCAACGAACUUGGUGAAAUUCUCUGAUGUCUUGUCUACGCCUUCCUUCGUCGUUCCCGACGCGAAAACCUUCGUCGAUUCGGCGAUCAGCACCGUCGGAUACACCAGGCGCACUACGGGCUAUUGGUCGCAUGGCCUCCAGUAUUGGGCGAUGGAGCACAUUCCACAAUGGCUCUGGACCAUGCAAUCCGACACUUUCUUCAAAGCGAUAGACAGUUCGGCAGACAAGAAACUCUAGAUAUAGGGUGUAGGGGAUCCCGAAUAGAGUCGCUGCGCUCACUGAGUGGGAGCCCUCAGCUUUCGAAAGCCAAAAAAUGCUCUCCACCUUCUUCGAGGAACAGAACAGACCCAUCAUCGAAAACGAUUCGACACUGUUCCGAUCGACGUCACGAAUAAAUCAGGGAGAGGAGUUCUCGAUUU